Molecule: messenger RNA, 654 nt
Organism: Triticum dicoccoides
Lineage: Eukaryota; Viridiplantae; Streptophyta; Magnoliopsida; Poales; Poaceae
Exons: 4
Coding region: 136-381 (81 amino acids)
Cellular component (GO): respiratory chain complex I; chloroplast
Source: RefSeq, a predicted model, not a curated record
UGCGGUAACGUAAUAACUCGAUGCCACGGCCGGCGCCAUUAGGAACCGCGGACUCCCAAAACCAGCAGCGCUGAACACAGGAAGCAAAACCCGCUUCCCCUCCGGCUCGAUUCGAUCCUUCUCCGUCCUCCGAUCAUGGCGUCCUCCUCCUCCUCCUCGCAUUUCGAGGAUCCGUCAGCGAGGCGCCCGCCGCCGCCGCAGAGGAAGCCACCGGUGCUGAUGCUGCUCCCGCUCAUCUACGCCCCCGUUCUGCCCCUCAUCAGGAUCGGGCUGCGGCAUAACCCGGUGUGGAGGGACCGCCUCUUCUACGGCGUCCUCGCCGGCGCAUUCGUGCAUGGCACCUACCUCAUAUCGGAACUGUACGACGUGGAGAGCAAGUGAAUCAAGCCCUCCAAAGCUCCAGCUAGGAGUUUGCGACAGCAAUUUGUGACGAUUGCAAGUCUACGAUUGAUGAGGGGGGUGACUGGUUUUUCAUAUUAGCAUGUUUGCCCUCUACCUGUUUCUAUUAAUUCGAUUCAAGGUUUGUGUUUGCUAUACUGAUAGAAUGCUUGGGCACACAAAAUAAUCUUGACUGCCAGAGCAAUGCACCUGGCAACACUUGCAAAUUCUCUAUUGAUCUCAGUUAUCUAUUCCUCCUUAAGGUGUUGGUCUGUU